Molecule: messenger RNA, 780 nt
Organism: Lotus japonicus
Lineage: Eukaryota; Viridiplantae; Streptophyta; Magnoliopsida; Fabales; Fabaceae
Exons: 1
Coding region: 1-780 (259 amino acids)
Source: RefSeq, a predicted model, not a curated record
AUGGCUGGAGAAGGCGCUGGUGCUGUCAAGGAGAUGACUACUAAGUUCGGGAAAUUGGACAAGUUUCAAGGACAAGACUUCAGGCGUUGGCAGAAGAAGAUGCAUUUCUUGUUGACAACAUUGAAGGUGGUAUACGUCCUGUCUACACCGAUUCCUGAACUUCUGGAGGAAGAAACUGUUGAAAAUAUAAGAAGCAGAUCAAAGUGGGAGAAUGACGACUACAUAUGCAGAGGACACAUUCUUAACGGUAUGUCUGAUCCUUUAUUCGAUAUUUAUCAAAAUGUGGAAUCUGCAAAGGAAUUGUGGGAUUGUCUUGAAGCCAAGUACAUGGCAGAGGACUCAUCCAGUAAGAAGUUCUUGGUGACUGAUUUCAACAAUUACAAAAUGGUUGAGUCAAGGUCUGUCAUGGAACAAUACAAUGAACUUCUACGAAUUCUUGGACAAUUCACACUGCGCGGAUUGAAGAUGGAUGAAACAAUAUCUGUCUCAAGUAUCAUAGACAAGUUGCCCCCUUCAUGGAAGGAUUUCAAACACAAUUUGAAGCAUGGAAAAGACGAACUGUCUUUGGUCCAACUUGGAAGUCACUUGCGCAUAGAAGAAUCUCUAAGAGCGCAGGAGAGUGACAAGGGAAAAGGAAAAGAAGUUGCUGGUCCCUCGGUUAAUAUGAUCGAGGAGGGUAGUAAGAACAAUAACCGAGGGACCAAAGGAAAGAAGCGUGCUUUCAAGAACAACAAAGGAAGUUUCGGUUCUAACAAGAAACCGAAACUAGAAUGCUGGUAG